Molecule: messenger RNA, 3180 nt
Organism: Eurytemora carolleeae
Lineage: Eukaryota; Metazoa; Arthropoda; Copepoda; Calanoida; Temoridae
Product: acyl-CoA dehydrogenase family member 10
Exons: 36
Coding region: 139-2772 (877 amino acids)
Molecular function (GO): flavin adenine dinucleotide binding; oxidoreductase activity, acting on the CH-CH group of donors
Source: RefSeq, a predicted model, not a curated record
UUUCUAGCUAAAUAAGGUGUUUUAACUGUCAAUUUGACUUAUUGCGUUGUUUUAAAGAUUUCAACUACUUAGCCAUUUGCAUGUGAGGUGUCGCAGGUUGUAGGACGAAACAUAGACGAAGGAGAGGUGGAAUCCUUCAUGGAGGCCCUUCAAUCAGAAUUAAGUACUCCAAAUCCAACCGUAAUGAAAGCUGUGGAGAAACUUAGAGAGAAGGGAUUGAAGACAGCGAUCCUCACGAACAACUGGAGAUCUGCAGUUUGGGAUCAAGUACUGAUCCAGGAUCUACGAUCUAAAUUUGACGAAGUGGUCGAGUCUUGCGAGACAGGAAUGCGCAAACCCGAUGUUGAAAUUUACCGCCAUACUUUGGAGAAAUUAAAAAUGGCGGAAGGCGAUGUCGUCUUUCUUGAUGAUAUUGGUUCGAACAUAGUUGGAGCAGAACAGCUUGGAAUACAGUCCAUUAAGGUAAACGAUGUUGAGAACGCUAUAAUGGAGUUGCAGAAUAUUCUGGAACUUGACCUUGGUCUUCAGCCAGGAACCUCAAAAGUGAGACAGGGUAUGGAGCUAGAUACUGAAUCUUUAAAGAAAUAUCUUCUAACUCUAGGAUACAGCAAUGACUUGGAGAUAAGACAGUUCAGUCAUGGGCAGUCAAAUCCUACCUAUCUGUUAAAUAUUGGUGGGACCAAGCUAGUUCUACGAAAGAAGCCUCCUGGCAAGCUGCUGCCUGGAGCCCAUGCAGUUGAACGAGAGUUUCAGAAUAUUGGGAAAUUUAAUAGUUUAAUAUUAGAUGAGACUGUAAUAGGGACUCCCUUCUAUCUGAUGGAAUUUGUAGACGGAAAGAUAUAUAAGGAUCCCAGUUUACCAGAACUGUCUACAGACCAGAGAAGGAAGGUGUACACAGCAAUGAUUGAUGUGCUGGCCGCAAUCCACAAUGUUGAUGUAUUCAAGGCUGGUAUUGAAGGAUAUGGGAAACAUGAAGGUUACGUUGACCGUCAGAUCAAAACAUGGUCCAGACAAUACGAGUUCAGCAAAACAGAGGAUAUUGAAGCUAUGAAUAUACUAAUGGAAUGGCUGCCCAAGAAUAUCCCCUCUCAGACUCGGACACGUGUGGUUCAUGGAGACUUCAGAUUAGACAACAUCAUCUUCGACAAGGAAUUUGAUGAUUGCAGUAAAGUUUUGGCUAUACUGGACUGGGAGUUAUCUACUUUAGGGGAUCCUAUGACGGACAUAGCUUACAGUUGCCUGCCGUUUUAUUUCCCAGAAGACUCCGCGAUGCUAAGAGGUUUAGAGGGAGCUGAUCUGAACCUCCUUGGAAUACCAACUGAAGAGGAGUGUCUACAGGUUUAUCUGAAGAACACAAUGUCUGAACAAGGACUUGAUCCUUCCACCUGGAACUUCUAUUUAAGUUUCGGUCUCUUCCGUAUCUCUGCAAUCCUUCAAGGGGUUUAUAAACGCUCUCUACGGAACCAGGCAAGUGGAGUCAACGCCACUGCAGCUGGGGACUUGGCAAAAAGAUUUGCAAAUCUGAGUUUAAGCAUUGCUGGACGGACUAGUAACCUUCAAACUAACAGACAUUUUAGCUCACAGACAGCUACUUCUUCAAGAAGAUGUUUUAGUAGUUCUGCUUCACAAUGGUCAUCAGCAUCAGGAUCAUUCUCUGUAAAGGAAUCUGAGACCUGGACUGUGCAUCCCAAGAUUGAGAAGCUCAAAGCUAAAGCUAAAGCUGAAGGACUUUGGAAUCUGUUCCUUCCAGUCGAAGCAGAUCCUACGAUUAAAUAUGGUGCUGGUCUAACAAACCUUGAAUAUGCACAUAUUUGUGAAGUAAUGGGUCUUUCUGCCUUUGCUCCUGAGAUCUUUAACUGUAGUGCUCCUGACACUGGAAAUAUGGAGGUGCUUGUCAAGUAUGGCAGUAUUGAACAUAAAGAAAGAUGGUUAACCCCUUUGUUAGAAGGAAAAAUCAGAUCUUGUUUUGCUAUGACAGAACCAAAAGUUGCUUCUUCAGACGCAACCAACAUCCAAGCUUCAAUAGAGAGGGAUGGGGAUGAAUAUGUAAUCAACGGACAUAAAUGGUGGACAUCUGGAGCAAUGGAUCCAAGGACAGAACUAUGCGUAUUCAUGGGUAAAACAGAUUCCAGUGCUGCUCGGCAUAAACAGCAGUCAAUGAUUUUACUACCGUUCAAGUCUCCAGGAGUUAAAGUGCUCCGGCCUCUCAGUGUGUAUGGGACUAAAGACUCUCCUGGAGGUCAUGCCGAGGUAUUAUUUGAGAAUGUGCGGGUACCUACAGACAAUCUUCUUCUAGGGGAAGGAAGAGGCUUCGAAAUUGCUCAGGGCAGACUGGGACCUGGUAGAAUUCAUCAUUGCAUGCGUCUCAUUGGAAUGGCUGAAAGAUGUCAGGAAUUGAUGAUUGAGAGAGUUAAGACAAGAGUUGCAUUUGGUAGACCUUUAGUAGAGCAGGGAACCAUUCAACAAGAUAUAGCUCUGAACAGACUUGAGAUAGAACAGGCUAGACUCCUAACAUUAAAAGCUGCUCAUAUGAUGGAUACAGUGGGAAACAAGGUUGCUGCUCCUGAGAUAGCAAUGAUUAAGAUAGUAGCUCCAAGAAUGGUCCAAAAGGUUGCAGAUAGAGCAAUCCAGGCCCAUGGUGGAGCUGGAUUACACUCUGAUCUACCCCUUGCUACUUUCUUUGGCUGGGCCCGGGCUCUCAGGUUUGCUGACGGUCCAGACGAGGUUCAUCUUAGAUCCUUGGCCAGAUUUGAACUUGGGAAACAUAAAUAAAUUUUUUCCUUUAAUGGGACUGUAAGCGUCCCUGAUUCACAUCGGUACCCUUUAAACCUUUGAAUGAUUAAGGAUUGCACAUUUUUCCUGAUUUAACUACAGAAACCUUUGCAAUUGUAUAACACUUUGUUUGCAAGCUGUUUUAUAUUUGAGGGAAUUAAUAUUUACUUUCCAUAUAAAUAUUAACAUUCGAUUUUGAUAACAUAGUUAGAUAUAUUCUACAUUUUCCUGGAAUAAAUGUAACGUCAUACUUGUUAAGUACACUAAAAUUUUUAGGCCUUUUACACAGCAUUUAAUAUGUUUAUACACAGAAAUAUUUUGCUCGAUGAUAAGUAUUCAUUCAUUCAUAUUUAUAUUCAACUACAAAGCACGAGAUAAUACAAAUAACAAAUCACAAUUUACUAUGUA